AGUCUUGGCCCAAAAUGUUUGCCCCAGCUUGGCCCAGCUGUCUUCGUUCUGCUGCCUUGCACCGGCGAAGAUUCUGGAUAGGCCUCUGCACAUCGGGCCGCAACUAUGCGCACGGGCGCAGGCGCACGUGAGCUUCAGGCACCGUUGGCCUCACAUCGUGCCUCCGUGGUGCCGGAAGGCUUGGCACUCGGGCAGACCUCUCCAGCAGAGCCGCCCGCAGCGGCGCCAGACCCUGAGGACUCCGAGCCAUCAGCAUGCCAGGCUUUUCUGAAGGAGAAGUGCUUCUGGCUGUUUUAUGUGUUGUGUUGCAUCGGAUGCGGCAUAUCGCUGGUCGUUGCCAAAACGCAGUGCCCGCAUCAUUUCAACAGGCUGCUCAAGCUGGAGUCUAUUCCUAUCGUGAGCGUGUUGUUUACGUGGGGCCAUAUCUGGCUUGCAGUCCAGAUGAUGUUUUAUCCAGUCAAAUUCUGGGGGUGCUGGAAUUACAAAAACUCUGGUUACGGCCUUGGUUGGCAAGGCGUCGUUCCCAGAAAAGCUGGCAAAAUGGCAGAGACAACGUGCGAACUUAUGCUUGGGCGGAUUAUCACGAUGGAGGAGGUCGUGGACCGCAUCUACAUGGACGAUUUUUUUGCGACCUUCGAGUCAGUAUUAAUCGAAUGCCAGCGGAAGGUGAACGAUCGCUUGGGAGCCCAAUUUUUUCCAUCAUUAUGGACACGGAUACCCCAAAGUGUCAAGGACGAAUUGUUGGACAAGGUCAUGGAGUGUUCCAAGGACUCUUUCCAUCCGAUAAUGUCUGACGUCCGCCGCAACAUCAAAUCAAUCUUGGACAUCAAGGAUAUGGCUGUCACACGCUACACGAACGAGCCUCGGUUGUUGAUCGGUCUCUUCCAGAAGGUCGGCAGCAAAGAAUUUGCAUUCAUUCAGCGCACAGGCGCCCAGAUGGGCUUGUUUUUGGGCCUUGGCCAGAUGGCACUGUACUUCGUAACGGAAAAAGUCCGAUGGAUGCCUUGGGUGUUGCUUCCAGUGUCUGGCCUAGUCAUCGGAAAUUUUACGAAUUGGUUAGCUAUCAAAAUGAUUUUCAAACCGACAUAUCCGCAUUUGCUCUGCGGGGGACGCCUGAAUAUCCAGGGUUUGUUUCUGAAGCGGCAGAAGGUGGUAUGCAAGGUUCUAGCCAGAAUGCUAGUCGAUAUGUGUUUGAACAGCGAUGAGAUGGUCAAGUAUUUGGUCUCAAGUCCUGGCUACGAGGGCGCGCUGGAGAUUUUCCACAAGCACGCCGCGAAGGCAUGCGACGAGGUGGUUGGUACGGCUCGAUUUGUUGCCCCCAUCGUGGUCGGGUCCGAUCGGUACGAAGCGUUGAGACAGUGCACGGCUGGCGGGCCUGCUGGAGGAGCUGCCGAAGUACAAGUCCGCCUUCAACGAGUACAUGGACGCGGCGUUUCAGAUCGAGGAGACGAUCGGCUCCAGGCUGGCACAGCUGCCACCCGAUCAAUUCGAGGGCAUGCUCCACCCGGCCUUCCAGGAGGACGAGUGGAUGCUGGUUCUGCUAGGCGGCGUGCUGGGCGUCGUCGUCGGCCUCUUCCAGGCCGCCGUGCUCGGCUCCUGAGGCGGGUCGCUCGGCCUCCCAGCCUCCGAGAGCGCGCCGCCCGACAAAGAGCUGCCCCGGGGAAGGUCUGCAGGUCCACGCCGCGCUGGCGCGGCGUCGGCGCCAGACGUUCGAGGCUCGCUUGGGGCACCCCUCUGGAGCCCACCCGGCGGGUGUGUUCGACUCUGGUUCGGCCCUGGUUCGGCUCUUGGUUGGGCUCCCGCCCGCCUCUAGCUCGGCCCACGUCGGCGGGCGUUUUGCGCGGCGUGGACGCGUGAGCGGAGCAGGGGGCUCGGGCGAGGUCUCCAGAGCCCAGCGCGGGCGUUCAAGUUCGAGCUUCACCAGCCGCUCGAGUUCGACAAGUGAGCGACGUAUCAUUCUCGCUCAAGGCUCGCUCGAUUGACGAAAUUCAAGGACUCCAAGCUUUAGAAC
Molecule: messenger RNA, 2011 nt
Organism: Prorocentrum cordatum
Lineage: Eukaryota; Dinophyceae; Prorocentrales; Prorocentraceae
Source: the annotation of a GenBank genome assembly